Fusarium sp. VM40 is the source of this 1041-nucleotide messenger RNA. The record is from the annotation of a GenBank genome assembly. Lineage: Eukaryota; Fungi; Ascomycota; Sordariomycetes; Hypocreales; Nectriaceae.
AUGCCCCCUAACGGCAGCGACGGUCCUGCUUUUCAAGAAGACCUCAGUAAUAUCCUAGUGUGCCCCGAGUGCAACAUCAGUCCGCCUCACCUGGUCGAGGAGUUCUCCAGCGGUGAUACAGUAUGCGAGGACUGUGGAAUGGUAGUCGGCAGCCGCAUUAUCGACACAAGAUCUGAAUGGCGUACUUUUGCAAACGACGACCAAGGUGGUGACGAUCCCAGCCGUGUCGGUGGUCCUCAGGAUGAGUUUGUCGAAGGUCAGCAGCUCGCGACAACCGUAGCCUUCUCCGAGUCCAAGGCCCACAAGGCUUUGUCCCGGACGCAGAACAACACCAACCAGGAUAAAGCGCAAAAGGGCCUCAUGCUGGCGUACAAGGAGAUCGUCUCUCUUUGCGAAGCUAUCAACAUGGGCCAGAACGUCUCCAACGCCGCCAAGCACAUCUUCAAGCUCGUGGAUAAGCACAAGUUCCUCAAGGGAAAGCCCCAAGAAGCCGUCAUUGCUGGCUGCAUCUUCAUCGCCUGCCGACAGAACAACGUACCUCGCACCUUCCGUGAGAUAUUCAACCUGACAAGCGUGAGCAAGAAGGAAGUUGGGAGGGUUUUCAAGCAGCUCCAGAGCUUUUUGCAGAAGCUGCAGGAACAGGACGGCGAGGCCACAGGCCUCAACACGGUCACCAACUACGAAAACACAUCAGUGGGUGCCGAAGAUCUCUGCGGCCGUUAUGUAUCACAGCUCGGAUUCCGGAAACAGCAAAAGGUGGCCAAGAUCUCUCGCGAUCUGGCAGAAAAGGCAAACGACAUUUCGGCACUCGCAGGUCGAUCGCCUCUGUCGGUUGCCGCAGCAUGUAUCUACCUUGCAUGCCAUAUUGUUGGGGAACCGCGCAGCUCACUUCCCAUCGCCAGACAAGCUGGCGUGAGCGAUGGCACAGUCAAGACAGCCUAUAAGCAUCUAUAUGCCGCUCGCGAACAGCUGAUCAACAAGGAAUGGUUCGAGGAAGGUGUGAACAUGGAGUCUCUCCCUCAAGCCAGUGCCACGGCCUAG